UCCUUCUCUUAGUCUUUGUCUCCCUUCACAACCACACAGUGACGACGCAACACAUUCAAUCAAAUAUGCAACAGCUUCCAAAAUACUAAGCACUUUAUGGCAAAACUGUGUGUGUAGUAUAAAAAAAAAAUAUCACAAACACAUAUUCACAUUCAUUCACAAUGAUUCAGUAAUGUUGUACUGUACACAUUUACUUCACAAAUAGUAUUACAGCUGAGCAGUAGUUUAGAUUCUGCCCAAAAUUACAGAAACAGGCCCAAAACAAAGAAAAAAUGAACCGGGGAAGGAGCGGUCAAACAAUGACCUUGUGGUCUAAAUGAAGACAUGACCACUGUCUUACUGUACUAACACUUAUCAAAAGGUCAUAAACUCCAGGAGAGAUCGGAAACUCGAGAAGAGGAGGCGUUUUCUGUCACAGGAUGUUUUCCUCCAAGGGAGGAUGUGUGAGGCUCAGUCACUGCAGCGCCGUGGGAGUUCUUCAAUCACACACAGGGAGGAUAUGAUGUAUAACAGUGAAAGGAACGCGUGCAUGGAACCGGGGUUGAUGAUAUCGGAGUAACGGUCCGGGUUCCUCUGCAGCGCACACUUUGUGUAGUUUGCCGGAGGAGCUUCAAGCUUUAGGUAAUGUGGGAAAGCCUCGGGGACAUUAUUGCGCUGGAGGCAAGUUCACACUCACGGCGCCAAAGAUCAAGAUGAGUGUUUGCUGGAUGUUCAUCAUCCUCCUGGGCUGCAAGUUCUCUCAUACCGCUCUGUCUCAGAGCACAUGCAACUGCAACGAGCAAAUGAAAACUCCCUGUGUACCUGUGCAUGUGCCGUGCCCAAAUGUGACCGCUGACACGGUGAAUUUCAACCUUUUCAAGGACCAGGAAGUGAUUUCCUACGCUGGAUGCAACAAAUUCAACAAUACACUGAACUGUUUGGAAACAAUCAAAAGGGAGGGCGUGAAACUGCAAAUCAACCAGCAGCAUGAAUCGGUCAGCUUCCUCCUCACUGGAGUGACUGACAGUAGCUAUGGAACAUACAGGUGUGACAGCACAAUCACGUUACCUCCACCCUUUCGAAAAGUGCCAAGCACUUUGAGGAUCCAGGUAAUUGCACAAGGACACCUUUGCAAUAGCAACCAAAACAGCAGCAGCCUAUAUGAGAAUCCGAGCCCUGGAUUUGUCUGGAUUUGGAUUCUGGUGAUUAUACUUGUCAGCAUCUACAGCAUCAUUGUCACCAUCGUCGCCUUUGCCAACUGGGUCAAGCUGAGGAAGAUGGACUCGCAGAGCGAUUACAUGAACACCAAACCCAGGGCGCCGAGGGAGCGCAGGAAGAAGAAAGGGGUUCAGAACCCUAUACCACGACACUUCUGAUUUCUCAUGCAUCGGCUGACCAUUUGCACAGCUAACCCCCACCCCCCACUAAUUUAGAUGUGAACAGACGGGACGUCCUUGUAGGAGCUCACUCUGGACAUAAGAUUAUUGUGAGUGAGGCUUUGUGAGUUCAUGUAGUUGUUGUCUUGUGUGUACACAGCAAAAGUAGCAGAGUCUUUUACAUUUGUGGUUGUAUUAAACAA
Messenger RNA from Seriola aureovittata, 1558 nucleotides. Its product is annotated as T-cell-specific surface glycoprotein CD28. The record is from RefSeq and is a predicted model, not a curated record. Bases 693 to 1355 code for a protein of 220 amino acids. Gene Ontology annotation, biological process: regulation of T cell proliferation; T cell receptor signaling pathway. NCBI's taxonomy places the organism in Eukaryota, Metazoa, Chordata, Actinopteri, Carangiformes, Carangidae. The transcript has 4 exons. Gene Ontology annotation, cellular component: external side of plasma membrane.